AUGAGUUCAAAUUCAGAUGAUGAAUAUAGAUAUGAAAAAUGUAGUGAUGGUUGUGAUAAGCCGUUAACUGAUGAUAAUUGGUGUAGAACUUCUAAAUGGAGAUACGGUCCUAUUGAAUAUUAUGAUAAAGAUAUUCAAGAAUGGCAUAGAGCUGGAGAAACUGAUAUUGUUCUUAAAAUUAUAGAAAUUUUAAAUGAUAAGAAUAAUAUACCUGAUGAAUUUUUUGAAGAGAUUAAAACUCAAAUGACCUCAUUCGUGGAAUUUGGUUUUAUUAUUAGAUGUUUUGGAGUUGCGGUGGGUUUUAAACCGUAUUAUAAUAUCCCACACGAUGAUGCGCUUGCAUUUCUUAUUACAUGUAAAAAAAUUCAUCCAGAUAUUGAUGAAGAUAACACUCCAAAAAUUAUUGUUGAUUUGAUCAAACGUUGCUGGAGUGAAGAUCCAGAUAACCGGCCGACUGCUAUUGAAUUACUUGAUGAGCUUUUUAGUUGUAGGCAAAAAGAUCAUGAAAUAUGGACUGAAAUUAAGUCCAUUGAAGCAAAUAAGAACUUCGACAUUCCUCUAGAGGAAGCUUCUUUAGAUUAUAUAACAUCAGAGAAGGCAAUCUAUACUAGUCAAUUAAUUACUAUUUCACAGGAAUUAGUAAGCAAUACUAGCAAGCGUAUUAGUGUUUCAUCAGUUCCUGAUAGUUAA
Molecule: messenger RNA, 690 nt
Organism: Cetraspora pellucida
Lineage: Eukaryota; Fungi; Glomeromycota; Glomeromycetes; Diversisporales; Gigasporaceae
Source: the annotation of a GenBank genome assembly